UUGAUAUAAUGGAAGUUUUGAUAAAAAGCAGAAGAGGAAGUGAGCCUAGGUAGAGACCUACUUCAGUUGUCGGUAAAUAUCACGUAAACUCUACAUAUAUGGCAGGCGUUGUCCUUACCGAUAACAGACGGUAAGGCAAGAGGUAGCACGCCACUUUUCUCACCUACGUCAAAUAGUAACACAUCUAAAAGACUGAACAUGGCCUCUCCUGGACCUGGUAAAUCUGUCAUCCAUUACAGUCUGUCAGAUGGAGGUUCUUGGGGAUCAUUUCUGCAGAAAAAGUUAAGCGAACCCCAGUAUGACAUACCGACGGAGCUACACGAGAUGGGGUCUCCCUGGCUCGAGACUACAAAAUAUGAUGUCAACAUAAUCCUUGUCAGUCCCGAUUUUCUUUUGACGAAUUCGUUUGAAAAGUUUCAAACUUGUAGUAUUAGACAUUCACUAGCUAUACUACUGGGAACGAGUAACAAGGAGUUCCACGAUGCUGUGUCGAGAGGAAAUCCCCAAAGUCAACUUCUCAAAUGGAUCUGUUACAGUCCCCAACAAACCCGGGACUCAGUAAAGGGACUUUUGUUGACCAUUAUCAACUUAUACGAGAGUCUACACGGCGGGGAUGAGGUUGAUGACGAUGAGAGUUGUGUGGAGGAUCCACUGUUCAAACUUGUGCCCGAGCCGUGCUCUGAUGAGAGGCGGUCGUCAGAUGAAGUUGACUAUGACACUUUACCACCGACCCGUCAAGUCAACGCCCUUCAUAGUGUUGUACAGCUUCCCUAUAGUGAGGAGGACGAAUCCAGAGAAUUAUUUAUUCUGCUAGACCGGAAAGCUGACUCGAACGUGAUGCUGAAUUUAGACUCAGGAGAAACCAUACCAACAGAGGAAAUCGAGCAGGCGGUUUACAAGGCCCGGAUUCCCAAGAACCUCAUCCAUGAUAACAGUAUUGGAUUCUUGGCUACCUGUAAAGACCAGGAUCUUGGUUCAAUAGAAUGUCAAUUUGACAGGCAGUACCAGAACGAGGUGAAAAGGGAAAAUUCGGAAAAAAGUCAUGACAUUGAACAUUCUGGCUCGGUAUCUACAAAUACUGGAAAUUUGACGGUUUCGAACCCCUCCAGUCCGGCCUCAAGGCUAGAUAUUAUACACGAUAUCCUGGAGAGGGAGACUGAUCCGGUACAUCUAUUGUGUAAGGCCUUGAGAAUAUCCGACACCGACCACGAACAACUGGAUGAGUACUUGUCACAAAAGUGCAGACAUCUGAGGAUAACGGAGUAUUUUGAUGAUCUGGUGAUGGGAGACAAACCAGGUAUAGGAAAAUCAAUAGCUUCGCUUCAUACAUGUACAGACAAUGACAGUGAAUGGCCUACUCUCCUCCAUUUCUGUGCCGAUACCAAUUUGCUGAAGUCGACGAAUGAACUGCUCCAAGUUCCCUGUUUAUUAUCGGCUUGUCUCAGGCGUAACCGCAACCAGGAGACUCCAAGAGACAUUGCAAAGAGGAACGGCUUUACAGACCUGGCAGAGCUGCUGGAUAAACAGAACGGCAUUGGGCACACAAAUGUGUCAAGAAGCUCAGAUAGCGGAAUAAUGGAUUCCCCUGAAGACUGCUGUUUCCCUGUAGAACAUACCGGCACCUCAAUGCGAGACAAAAAUGGCGGGAAUGACACUCGGGACGUUGAUAGCGGUGUGUCUGAGCUGCAGCAUUCCUAUGUUGGCAGGGAAAGCGACUAUAUGGAUAUGUCAACAACACGAAAGUCUAAAACGUCUAAAAGUGUCCCUGACGUUUCUCUGAGCAGUUCCGUUAGUGACCUUCGGCCCUCCGGCGACUAUGAUUCUAUAGCCAGAGGUUUGGUGUCAAAAUCAUAUCAAGGACCAGCAAUUUCUGAUCCCUUACCGGAAACUUUCAAUCCUCUACCAGAAGGCCGGAAAGAAGGGGAGACCACGUGGUUUGUUGAGAGUCCUCCUCUAUACAGGUUCCCAGUCCGAAGGUGCAGUGAAUCUGACAAGGAUAGCAUUCGCCUUAGUCGGAAUAGUCGUAAGGCAAGUGGAUCAUUCGGACGAAAAAAACAAUCGUUUUCAAAAACAAUUUCCAAUGUUUUCAAAAUAAAAAGGAAGAAUUCUUUAUCCUCCAAUCCCGGCACUACAAUUCCAGAGGAGGCGAACAGUGACCAAAAUACAAAGGGAGAACGCGGAGGAGGAUUCCCCUGUAUCCCAAUCGUAUCUUACGAAGAUUGUGAAGAAGAGGAAGUAUUGGUGUCCCCCAAACCACCACAAUUGGUUGGUAAAAGAGCAAUACAACAAAACGACACAAACACCAAACAGAAAACAGAAGAGAAAAGUGAGACCAAUAAAAGAACUUUUAAAAAGAUGAAAAAUCCCUUUAAAAAGAAAAUUGAUAGACGUAAAUCACUGAGAAUGAGCCGGGUUCUUAAGGACAACAACGUAGUUGUACUUGCAUUGCCAAGUAAAAAUGAUCUGUCGGUGUGAUAUAUAUUCAGAUAAUGCUGACAACAUUGGUACACUUAAAUGGGACCUCUUGUCAACUAUGUACUGGAACACGUUACUUCAUGACAAAUAUGAACACGGAUGCAUGAUAUAUAACAAGAUUUCAAGAUUGUGAAAUAAUACACGAUUUUAUGUCAACAUUACACGUGAUUUCAUUUCAAGAUUAUUAACUAAUACAUGAUUUUAUGUCAACAUUAACGUGAUUUCAUUUCAAGAUUAUUAAUUAAUACAUGGUGUUGUGUCAACAUUCACGUGAUUUCAUUUUUCUGGAUUGUGAACUUAAAAAUGAUUAUAUGUCAUCAUUUUUUACUCAUAUGUAAUUUCAUGCCAACCUUUUAUAUAUUGAGUGCGACUUUUUGUCAACAUUUCAUUUACUGAUUUUGUAAAUUUAUGUCAAUAUUUUAUGUACUGAUUAUGUGAAUUUAUGUCAACAUUUUAUAUCAUCAGUAAAUUUACAAUGCACGUCAAUAUUCUAUGUACUAAUUAUGUGAAUUUGUCAACAUUAUACUGUUACUCCAACCUGGCGUCAUGCUAACUUUGUGUCCUGAUAAUUAUGUUAAUAACAUUUAACAUGUACCUUGUAAAUUAUAAAUCAGUUUAUUAUACCUAUUAUACCAUCAGUCAAAUAAUAUUUUGGCAUUGAACUGGAUGUACGGCGUGUACGUUAUGAUAUUAAUAAACUAACCUCGGUAAAUUGGCUUUCAAUAAGAGUUAUUCUACAGGUUUGUAUUCCAAUUAAGAAGUAAGUCAGUUGUUGGAAUUAAGGCGAGUAUAUGUAUCUAUGUCCUAGUAUGUUAUACAGUAAAUAUAAACCCUACAUUACCCAUACCCCAGUCUGUAAUACUGUAAAUAUAAACCCUACAUUACCCAUAUCCAAGUCUGUUAUACUGUAAAUAUAACCCCUACAUUACCCAUACCCCAGUCUGUAAUACUGUAAAUAUCAACCCUACAUUACCCAUACCCCAGUCUGUAAUACUGUAAAUAUCAACCCUACUUUACCCAUACCCCAGUCUGUAAUACUGUAAAUAUCAACCCUACGUUACACAUAUCCCAGUCUGUAAUACUGUAAAUAUAAACCCUACAUUAUCCAUACCCCAGUCUGUAAUACUGUAAAUAUAAACCCUACAUUACCCAUACCCCAGUCUGUAAUACUGUAAAUAUAAACCCUACAUUACCCAUACCCCAGUCUGUAAUACUGUAAAUAUAAACCCUACAUUACCCAUACCCCAGUCUGUAAUACUGUAAAUAUAAACCCUACAUUACCCAUACCCCAGUCUGUAAUACUGUAAAUAUAAACCCUACAUUAUCCAUACCCCAGUCUGUAAUACUGUAAAUAUCAACCCUACAUUAACCAUUCCCCAGUCUGUAAUACUGUACAUAUAAACCCUACAUUAACCAUUCCCCAGUCUGUUAUACUGUAAAUAUCAACCCUACAUUAACCAUUCCCCAGUCUGUAAUACUGUACAUAUCAACCCUACAUUAACCAUUCCCCAGUCUGUUAUACUGUAAAUAUCAACCCUACGUUACACAUACCCCAGUCUGUAAUACUGUACAUAUAACUCCUACAUUACCCAUACCUCAGUGUGUACUAUUGUAAAUAUAAACAUUAUAUUAUCCAAACCUCAGUCUAUUCUACUGCAUACAUUUGCCAUGUAUACAAGCAUAUUUAUCUGUUAAAUAACCGUGAUGUUAUUGUAUGAACGUUUGCUGUAUACCUACUGAGCAUUAUUCCAUUAUCUUAUUUACAGUGACGUUACAUACAAUAAUGAUAAAACAAAUGAUUAAGUAUUUUGACGUCAAAUUUAAAAACGAUUUCUUUUCCAUUGAUAUUGAAUCCUAUCAAUACCCCCGCAACGAAGUUAGGGGGUAUACUGGAAUCAGGUUGUCCGUCCGUCCGUCCGUCCGUCCGUCCGUCUGUCUGUAGACAUAUUUUGUUCGGGUAACUUCUCCUAAACCGAUGGGCCGAUUCCAAUGAAACUUCACACACAUAUUAAUGAUCAUGUGUAGAUGUGCAUGUCACUUUCUUUUUUCCAAAAUUAUGGUUGCUAUGACAACUGGUCACUUUAAACAGGUUUUCCGAUAAGAACCAUAACUUUAAGUUUGUCCGGACAACUCCUCCAAAAUCGAAGAGCCGAUUUCAAUGAAACGUCACACAAAUGUAGGGGACCAGGUGUAGAUGUGCAUGCCACUUUCUUUUCCUCAAAAUUAUGGUUUCCAUGGCAACUGAUUACUAUAUUACUAGGUUAUCUUAGUUAGCUUCUAAUUUACAGUUCCAAUUUACCAAUGACUCGUGCAGAUUGCGGGGGUAUUAGCCAUCCUGGCGACAGUUCUAGUUUUAACUUCCUAUUUAACUUUUAACUGCCUGUACAUAGUUCCGUUCGUGUUUGUAUUUAUGAUAAUAAUAUAUGUUUGUGAUAUUAUUCGUAUUUCGGGUGUCAUAAUUAUACAAGGUAAUUUGUUAUACUAUAGUAUAUAAAUGUUAUAUACCUAUAUUACCACCGGAUACCUGAUAACAAGUAAUACAAAAAUCAAUCUUAUGCUGCCAUUAUUUCAUUAGCUACAACAAUGCAAUUCCGAUACAUAUUCUUGGUUUUAUUGAUCGUUAUGUAAUAUUAGCUUACAUGAAAUAUAAUACUGUUUUAGAAACACAUGCAAUAUAUUUGUACAUUGGAACUAAAUGUAUUGAAACAAUUGUAAUUUUAUGCUGUUACGUGUGAAGCUGAUUUGAAUUUAAGAAUAAAACAUGCCUUCAA
Molecule: messenger RNA, 5246 nt
Organism: Pecten maximus
Lineage: Eukaryota; Metazoa; Mollusca; Bivalvia; Pectinida; Pectinidae
Exons: 15
Coding region: 199-2475 (758 amino acids)
Molecular function (GO): signaling receptor binding
Source: RefSeq, a predicted model, not a curated record